GGAAAAUCGUCUGCACAACCCUGUGCAACAGCUGAUCCACUUGUUGGUUGCUGCUAAAUUCGCAUUAAUAAUUUUAUUUAACGCUAAUAAAUAAUGCUGGACAAAGUUAAAAACGUAAUCGUAGUGCUCUCGGGCAAGGGUGGCGUGGGCAAAUCAACAGUCAGCACGCAGCUUGCAUUAGCAUUGCGCGCAACGGGUCAUAAGGUGGGUUUGCUGGAUAUUGAUUUGUGUGGCCCCAGCGUGCCGUAUUUGCUUGGCCUUGAAGGCAGCGAUAUUUAUCAAUGCGAGGACGGCUGGGUUCCCAUUUAUACGGAUGAGAGCAAAACUCUGGCCGUCAUGUCCAUUGGGUUUCUACUCAAGAAUCGAAACGAUCCGGUCAUUUGGCGUGGACCCAAGAAAACCAUGAUGAUACGACAGUUCCUUACCGAUGUCAAAUGGGAGGACAUGGACUAUUUAAUCAUUGAUACACCGCCUGGCACCUCGGAUGAGCACAUUACUGUUAUGGAGUGCAUGCGCGAGGUGCCCUGCAAUGGUGCAAUUAUUGUGACAACGCCGCAAGGCGUCGCAUUGGAUGAUGUUCGCAAGGAGAUCACAUUUUGCAAAAAGACCGGCAUCAAGCUGCUGGGCAUUGUGGAGAAUAUGAGCGGAUUUGUUUGUCCGCACUGCACUGAGUGCACCAACAUAUUCUCCUCGAAUGGCGGCGCAGAGCUGGCGCGUUUGGCUCAAGUGCCACAUUUGGGCACCUUGCCCAUCGAUCCACGUGUAGGCGUUUUAUCUGGGAGCACUGCAUCGGUUUUAAAUGAGCUGCCCGAUUCAAGCACUGCACAAAUAAUGCGCAAUAUUGUCCAACAUUUGGAUGCGCUGACGGCAGUGCCAACGCCCGCCCAGGUGUAAGUACCCGUCACCCACAUUCCCCGUUUGUAGUCAGACGCAUUUUAUUCAGUUCGUUAUAUUUUAUUCGUUAUCUAUAUAUUGCAAUUAUCCAAACGAGAGAACGCUACUAACAAGACCUUUGGUAUAUCAUUUUUUUUUUUUUUUUUUUUUUUUUUUUGUUGUUUUUCUUUUUUUUGUUGAAGUAUGCAAUUGAAAUCAAAAAUGGGCUUAAAAGGAAUGUGUAAUCAGUGCAGCGCAUUUCCUUUAAUUUCUUUUCUGUUUUUUUCAACAAUUAUUUAGCGCGUUUUUGUGGAUGUGGGUGUUUUCUUACUUCUAAGCUGGCCAAUUUGUGCAGAUCUCGCACUUUAUAGUUAAUAUAAUUUGUCAGGCAACAGUUGAUAAAUAAACAUGUUUAGUCUUCUAUAAAAUAA
Messenger RNA from Drosophila virilis, 1304 nucleotides. RefSeq names its product NUBP iron-sulfur cluster assembly factor 2 (gene Nubp2). The record is from RefSeq and is a predicted model, not a curated record. Gene Ontology annotation, biological process: iron-sulfur cluster assembly. Gene Ontology annotation, molecular function: ATP-dependent FeS chaperone activity; 4 iron, 4 sulfur cluster binding; ATP binding. Gene Ontology annotation, cellular component: cytosol. NCBI's taxonomy places the organism in Eukaryota, Metazoa, Arthropoda, Insecta, Diptera, Drosophilidae.